Spodoptera exigua (beet armyworm) is the source of this 1467-nucleotide messenger RNA. The record is from the annotation of a GenBank genome assembly. Lineage: Eukaryota; Metazoa; Arthropoda; Insecta; Lepidoptera; Noctuidae.
AUGUUCGCGGUGGCGCUAGUGUGCAUCGCGUGCGCAGCGUACUGGGCGUGGAUGCGCAUGCGCAUAAAGGCCACCGAGCCGCCCUUCUUCCCUGGAGGAUGGCCCAUCGUCGGACAUGCACCACAACUCCUUGGAGAUAGCUGCAAACUAUGGGACGGUAUCAACGACCUGGCACGACAGAGCUACGACAUUGGUGGAGUGGUGUCGGCUAGUAUUGGACCACGCACUGUCUACAUUGUAACCGACCCAGAUGACAGUUUUACUAUAGCGAACACGUGCUUGGAAAAGGACGGCUUCUACGACUUCGCCAAACCGUGGCUAGGCGAGGGUCUAGUCACUGGGAAAUAUUCAAUAUGGAAGAAUCAUCGAAAAUUCCUAAACCCAGCAUUCAGCCAGAUCUUGCUGGACACAUUCAUGGGAGUGUUCAACAGUCAGUCCAGGAAACUGGUGAAGGAACUGGAGAAGGAGGCUGGAAAAGGUCUCUUUGACCAUUGGACUUAUACGCGACAUAAUGCCUUGGAGACCAUUUGUUUGACAGCAUUGGGAGUGGACUUCACAGACUCCAACCUGAACAGCCAGUACGUGGAAGCGACGGAGGUGAUCCUCAACACAAUAGUGGAGCGAUUCAUGAAGUUCUGGUGGCACAGCCCCUACACCUUCGCCUGGAGUAACGUCAAGAAGAAGCAGGACGAAUGUCUGAAGAUCUUACACAAUAUGUCUAAUAUGGUGCUGCAAAGAAGAAAAUCCGAAUUCAAUGGAAAUGUUUGCGCUGAGAGAAGUAUAAUUCCUGGAACUAAGUUCAAAGCGUUCAUGGACCUUCUCUUAGAGCUGUCAGUUGAGAAAGGUGUGUUCAACGAUAGAGAGAUUCGAGAGCACGUGGACACCAUGAUCGUCGGCGGCCAUGACACCUCAGCUAACGUACUAAUGUUCACCAUGAUACUGCUCGGGUCACACCCUGAGGUUCAGGAAAAGGCUUAUGCAGAAGUUCAAGAGGUCCUUGGAGGAGACAGAGACGUGGAGAAGACAGAUCUGUCACAGAUGGUGUACUUAGAGGCUGUGCUGAAGGAAAGCAUGAGGGUAUUCACUAUCGUCCCGGUGCUUGCCAGGAAACUCGACAGGGAUGUUAAACUGAAAAACUACACGCUCUCUGCCGGUCGCACUUGCUUCCUAUUCGUGUUUGGACUCCAUAAGCACCCGGUCUGGGGGCCAGAUGUGAAUGAGUUUAUACCAGAACGUUGGUUGGAGCCAGGCCGACUGCCAGAAAACCCUAAUGCGUUUGCUGCCUUCAGUGUUGGGAGACGACAGUGUAUUGGUAAGGCAUAUGCGCUGAUGUCUAUGAAGACCACCCUCGCUCACUUGAUCCGCCGUUAUAAGAUCAAGGCAGACCAUACCAAGGUGAGGCUCAAGCUGGACGUCAUGCUGAAACCAGAUUCUGGCCACUACGUCAGCAUCGAGAGGAGAACGUAG